This is a messenger RNA of Ailuropoda melanoleuca (giant panda), 3041 nucleotides long. RefSeq names its product bone marrow stromal cell antigen 1 (gene BST1). NCBI's taxonomy places the organism in Eukaryota, Metazoa, Chordata, Mammalia, Carnivora, Ursidae. The record is from RefSeq and is a predicted model, not a curated record. Gene Ontology annotation, molecular function: NAD+ nucleosidase activity, cyclic ADP-ribose generating; phosphorus-oxygen lyase activity. Gene Ontology annotation, cellular component: plasma membrane. The transcript is spliced from 9 exons. Gene Ontology annotation, biological process: positive regulation of B cell proliferation. Bases 124 to 1020 code for a protein of 298 amino acids.
AAGCCGCUCGCAGAGGCAGGAAGCCAGAGGGUGUGGUGCCGGAGCGCAGCUGGAGGGAGUCAUCUCGGUGCCAGACGAGAAGUGAGUCAGAGGCACAGAGUUGGAGGUACAAAGUCGCCCGCGAUGACAGCCCAGAGGCUCACGCCUUCGCUGCUGCUGCUGCUGCUGGUGGUGGUCGCGGGCGCUGGGGGCGCCCGGUGGCGCGGAGAAGGUACCACCAGGCACCUAGAGAGCAUCAUCCGGGGCCGCUGCGCGGAGUACGUCGCCCGGCUGAAUCCGGACCAGCGGGACAAGAACUGCACAGCUCUCUGGGAGGCCUUUAGAAUGGUGCUGCUGCGGAAGGAUCCUUGUUCCGUAUUUCCCUCAGACUACGACCUGUUUAUUAACCUCUCCAGACAUUCCAUUCCCCGAGACAAGUCCUUGUUCUGGGAAAACAACCACCUCCUUGUCAUGAGCUAUACAGAGAGUGGCCAUCGCUUGAUGCCUCUGUGCAAUGUUCUGUAUGGGAGGAUUGGCGAUUUUCUGAGCUGGUGUCGACAGGAAAAUGGCUCCGGACUCGAUUACCAGUCCUGCCCUUCAUCAGAAGAUUGUGAAAACAACGCCGUGGAUUCUUUCUGGAGAAGGGCGUCUAUGCAGUAUUCAAGAGAUAGUUCUGGGGUGAUCCAUGUCAUGCUGAAUGGUUCAGAACCAGCAGGAGCCUAUCCCGAUAAAGGUUUUUUUGCAGAUUUUGAAAUUCCCUAUUUCCAGAAAGAUAAAAUCACACGAAUUGAGGUCUGGGUUAUGCAUGAUAUCGGAAGACCAAAAGUGGACUCCUGUGGAGAAGGCAGUGUGAAAACCCUGGAAGACAGACUGAGGAAAAUGGGUUUUCAGUACAGCUGUAUUAACGAUCACCCACCAGUGAAGCUCUUACAGUGUGUGGACCACAGCACCCAUCCUGACUGUGCCUUGAAAUCAGGAGAAAAGGGGAACCGUGAGAGCUUUCUUUACUUGGCCAAGAUCCCACAGCUUCGGCGCCCCUGAGCAGUCCUCCUGGUCCGGGUGGCAGCCAGCUUGAGCUGAAGCAGCAACACGAACUUCGCCUCCUCAAGAACGGACACAUCCCGCACCAGCACUCAGUGGGUCCUUCGUGCAUGUCUGCUGAGUGGGGGGGUAAAUGAUUUGACCUCAUGGAAGGCCCCAGAGCACAAGAAGGAAUAGGCAGGCCUGUGGGAGAACUGGGUCCUAGUCUUCUUUGUUUUGUUCUGGGUCUCUGUGGUAGCCACCCUAAAUUUGUCAUUCCCUCUCACACAAGAGACUUGAUAACAAGGGACUUUUGGAAACAAAAAGGAAAUGGGAGAAACCACAGUGGUGAGGAUACUGACUGCUCAGCAAAUCCAAAGACACAAGUCACUUUAGCCCCCCACAGGGAGGAGGCCAACACCUCCAGGGGCUCUGACAGGAGCGCACAAGGCUUACUCGGUCUGUGUCAGUGUCCCCAGAAAGCUUCAGAAGUAACAGGAUAAUAUAGAAGCCCAAUCUGAAAAGGAAUUUCAGCCACUUGAGAAAAAGUGUAACCGUGUGUGAGGCCUUUCUUGCUAAGAUAUCUGAACUGCCUGGUGCACCCUUCAAGGUAGUGGAGGGACAUUCACAGAGACUGGAGAAUGUGGGAGUGUUCACCAGGGAGGACCCAAUUUUGAAGCAAGUGAUGACGCUGGUAAAUAAAAAAGGAGAAAAAGAAUGAGAACCACCCGUCCCGAAACAAUCCUGAACAUUGGUUGAUUUAAAAUAUAUUUGGGAAGACAAAGGAAUCUGAUCAAAAAGCAUGAUGACCCUUUUCUGAUGGUUUUCAAAGAUGGGAAGUAGGAGUCACAUCUUGGCUGCCUGAUAGGUUCCAUGUCUGAAAUUCACUCUGAACACAAUUGUUAUGGACCGCCUUGUGUCCACCCAAAACUCACAUUUUGUUAUGGCGUCCCCAGCAAACCAAUACUGAAAGAAUAUGUCAAAAGUAAAGUGUAGAGGUCAAUACCUGCUGAAGUGAAAUCCGUCUUCCUUGAUUCCUUCUUUCAUAAGACAGUGAAAAUUAGGGUCUGCAAAGGGUGCCAAAGAGAUGCAGGUGAAGAGAGUGUCAAUUUGAGAAGUACUCGUGAUCCUACUCCACGUGGGGCAGUCCAAAGCAGAGCUGAGCCAGCAACUAGUGCUUGUUCUUCUAUUUAUUCAGUCUUUCUGCAAUUCCCCAGUGCAGAAAGUGGAACUCAUGGAAACGCGUCUUCGUCGAAAACCUUGCAGUUGCUGGAACCUAAUUGACAGUCUUGUGGAACACAAAGUCCAGCCUCACACUUGACAGGGGACAUUUGGCACCAAGGAAAAGGGUGACCCGAAAGCCCGUGCUGGCCAGCAGGGCACAACUAUUGUUGAAACCGGGAAACUGCCUUUUUGAGCUCUGGCGGGGCUUCUGAGUAUUCACAUUAAUAACCAGAGAAGCAGGUUCUAGAAUCUGAACUUUGCAAAUUUCAAUACAAUUACUCAUUACUUAUAGCCUUAUGUUUUUGUGCUUUCUUGGUCGAGUCUAUCUUAGACUGAUAGACUGUCCCCAUAAUAAGAGAUGUAUAUUUAUUAAAUUACUUAGUAUUUUAGGAAUAUAGUUAUUUCUUUCCUCAAAUGAUACGGAUUGCAGCAGGUUCUCUAAAGCAUAUUUAUUCAUUGCUAUGAUAUUUUUGUCCUUUGAAAAUCAAAUUAUCAGGUAGCUAUUGAAGGGUAGCUGUCAAGAUUACCCAAGCUCUUCAUUGAAAUGACUUAUUUAUUUGCGACAAAUGGAUGUUGAAAAGCCGAUCCAAGCGUGUGUAUUUCCACCUUGCACAGAAGUCGAAGGGGUUUAACUUGGCUUGUUACUUGCUGCACCUGCAUGAGUUUGCUAAAGAAAUAUGACAUGAUUAAUUCUAAGAUGCUUCUUGUAAAAUUUUACUACUUGGGAAUAACUAGCACAUGGUUAAAAGUUCUCAGAAGGGGGCGCCUGGGUGGCACAGCGGUUAAGCGUCUGCCUUCGGCUCAGGGCGUGAUCCCGG